Mytilinidion resinicola is the source of this 447-nucleotide messenger RNA. Its product is annotated as 60S ribosomal protein-like protein L28. The transcript is spliced from 5 exons. The record is from RefSeq and is a predicted model, not a curated record. Gene Ontology annotation, molecular function: structural constituent of ribosome. The annotation marks the transcript as partial. Gene Ontology annotation, cellular component: cytosolic large ribosomal subunit; ribosome. Lineage: Eukaryota; Fungi; Ascomycota; Dothideomycetes; Mytilinidiales; Mytilinidiaceae. Gene Ontology annotation, biological process: translation.
AUGGCGACCAACAUUUCCUCGGACCUGAUUUGGGAGAUUACCCGCGGCCACAGCGCCAAUCUCGUGAAGAGGAAGGCCGCCGGCGGUGUGCAAUUCUCGCGCGACCCAUUGAACCUGAAGAAUGUGUAUAGGCGGAAGUACGAGGGUCUCGUCAAUGACCAGGCCUUCGGCAUCCAGCCCUCCGCAGAUGGCGGCGUCAUUCUCUUGGUCAAGAAGUCCAACAAGUCCAACAAGCCCGCCUCCUCUCUACAGAGCACCACAUUCGGCUCCGGAAAGUCGUCGAGGAAGACCUACUCUGGCAUCGUGAACAGCACUACCAGGCACGGCUACCGCCCCGACCUCCGCGCUGAGGCCGUCUCGCGCGCCUCCGCCAUCCGCAAGAGCCAGAAGCCCGUCAAGGCCGACCGACCAACCAAGCUGAGGGGAGCCAAGGCGAAGGCUGCUGCU